Molecule: messenger RNA, 1469 nt
Organism: Maniola jurtina (meadow brown)
Lineage: Eukaryota; Metazoa; Arthropoda; Insecta; Lepidoptera; Nymphalidae
Product: phospholipase A1-like
Exons: 8
Coding region: 96-1085 (329 amino acids)
Molecular function (GO): lipase activity
Source: RefSeq, a predicted model, not a curated record
ACCGUUAAUCACCGACAUGAUGUCAAGGGGACGUUAAGUUGCAACGUAAGGACUGAUACCAGCCCCUAUAUAAACGUAAGAAGCCAAACAAAAGGAUGAUUUGUUACAAUAAACUCAAAAUGAACGCAGGUGCUGUUGGAUUUUAUUUUUUUCUUUUCAUUGCUAUCUCCAAGGGUUACGACCAUGAAACAAAACUAAGAUUUUAUCAUGAUUCUUUUGACAAAUACACGGAACUACCUUUAAAUGAAACCGACAAAAUAUUUCAUACGUCGUGGUACAAAGCCAGCCGCACCACGGUGAUCUUUUGUCAUGGAUUCACAGGUAAUGCCACUGGUCCUGCAGUGACCGCAAUUAUAACUGCUUACCUCGAACAAGGAGAGAGUAACGUAGCGCUGCUGGAUUGGACGUACUUGGCGUCCUCACCAACUCCGGGCAUCGUGAGCUCGUAUGCAACCUGGGCCGCUCCCAAUGCAAGAAAGCUUGGCGCUCGCCUAGUAGAUACUUUUUCUCUUUUGUCGGAUGCUGGUCUGGAUCUUAGUAAGACACAUCUCAUCGGCCACUCGCUAGGAGCUCAUGUUUGGGGCAUUGCUGGCUUUCGGUUGCAGCAGAGGGGGAUACAGCUUCCAUGGAUCACGGGUGUUGAUCCUGCAUCUGCAGGAUUUGAGAAUAAGCCUCCUGGUCACAGGCUCAGUCCGGCCUCGGCUCAAUAUGUGGACGUAAUUCACACGGAUCCCAACAGAUAUGGCUUCAGAAGUUCGUCUGGCACAGUGGAUUUCUGGGCGAACUACAGGGUUGGACCUGUUAGACAACCUGGCUGUAGUAAUCAACCGGCCCAAAUAUUGUCUAUGGAAGAUUUAUGCAGCCAUAACAGAAGUUGGAAAUUAUUAGUGGACUCUAUCAAAUACCCCGGCACUAUAAUUGGUUCGUACGCGAGAAACUUUAAAGUGUGGAAAAACUAUUCAAAGGAAGAAAGGGUUGCUGUUACUUCACCUUUAGGAGAAUACAAUAUACAUGCACGUCCCGGAAACUACUACUUCGUGACCAACUCAGAAUCUCCUUACGGUCUUAAAGAAAAUGGACUUUAACGAUUAUUACGAUUAGCUUAAAGUUUAAAGUAUCUAAUUUACAAAGACUGUAUUAUUUAGUUGUAUGAUUUAAUUUAUUUUAUGUUUAUUUAUAAGUAAUUAUGUUGAUUUUCACGAUUGUCUCUCGGCCUUACCAAAAAAAACUUAAACAAGCGUCGAACGCGUGCUUAUUUUAAACCUGAUUUCCCAUACAAAAACUUUGAACACGUUAAUUUAGUUAUCAGUUGUACUUUUUUGUAACUAAUUACCAUUGUUUUAGACACAAUAUGAAACAUUGCACAAUGUAUCAUUGUGUAACCUGCAACACAGAUACUCCUGUAGAAUCAUCGUUCACAUAUUUAGUUACUAAGUACGUAAGCUUUGUUUAUUAAAUAAAAAGUUUGU